Molecule: messenger RNA, 5496 nt
Organism: Astyanax mexicanus (Mexican tetra)
Lineage: Eukaryota; Metazoa; Chordata; Actinopteri; Characiformes; Acestrorhamphidae
Gene: col28a2b
Product: collagen, type XXVIII, alpha 2b
Exons: 36
Coding region: 260-4087 (1275 amino acids)
Molecular function (GO): serine-type endopeptidase inhibitor activity
Source: RefSeq, a predicted model, not a curated record
CUUUAUCUCUGUCUCUCUCUCUCUCGCUCAGUCUUGCUUUAUAACACUCACACACACAUACCUACAUACACACACACUCACUCCCAGAGCUUGGAGUCACCUCCAUAUUCCUCACAUCUUAUAUCUGUUGCCUUUUUUUUCUCUUGUGCAAGAUGUUCACUGCAGAGCAGAGAGGGUUUUAUAGUGUCUGAUCCUGAAUCAGAUUUACUGGGAUUCGGCUAAAAGAUCAUCCAUUCAGGACAGCAGCACAGCAGGUGAAAUGCUGCUCUGUGUGCACUGGCUGCUGUUGCUGUGUGUGCUGCCCUGUAUUUGGGCUCAGCAGGAUUAUGAUGAAGACUAUGAUCAUGAAGAAGAAGGAGAAACAAGAAACAACAAAAACAGAGGCAAAAACAAACUCCUAACAUCCAGCAUAGUGCCAAAGAGCAACGGACAACCGCCGGUGGAUGAAGACUGCAAGGUGGAGCUGGCGUUUUUGGUGGACAGUUCAGAGAGCGCCAAAGACCACCACAAUCAGGAGAAACAGUUUGUGACUGAUGUGAUCGAACGUGCCCAGAAUAUUCGGCUCCAGACCGGCCGUGGCUUGGCAUUUAGGUCUGCCGUCCUCCAGUAUAGCAGUCAUGUGAUUCAAGAGCAGACCUUCAACCAGUGGAGGGGUAUAUCCAACUUCAAAGCCAACAUUGCGCCAAUGACCUACAUCGGGCAAGGAACCUACUUAACAUAUGCCAUCACCAACCUCACCCAACUCUACCUGAAAGAGUCAGGCCCAAGUAGCGUGAAGGUGGCCAUUGUGCUGUACGAUGGCCAGUCGCAUCCUAAAAACCCUGACAUGUUCUCUGCUGUAGCCGAUGCUAAGAACCAAGGUGUUCGCUUUUUUGCCAUUGGAAUCACACCUGCAGCCAAUGAACCCCCUAAAAAGGACCAGCUGGGGAUUCUGGACAGUUCACCAUCACGUGAUGUGCACAACCUCCAGGACAAAGGAAUCGUGGAAAAGGUCAUCAAAGAGCUGACGGCGUUGGUGGAAGAAGCAUGUCCGCUGGAUAAAAGAUGUGUGUGUGAGAAAGGAGAGAGAGGACCCACUGGCCCUGCUGGUAAAAAAGGUCGGCCUGGUGAUGAUGGAAGUCCAGGUGCAAAAGGACAGAAGGGAGAAAGCGGCCAUCAAGGACUUCCAGGUCGAGAGGGGUCAGAGGGUAAAUCUGGGUAUAAAGGAGAGAAGGGUGAGAGAGGAGAGUGUGGGAUGCCUGGAACUAAAGGAGACAGAGGUCCUGAGGGUCCAGUGGGCACUAGAGGAAGCCGAGGCUUGCAGGGUGUGCCUGGACCUAACGGAGACAUCGGCCCUGAGGGACCAUCGGGGAAGAAAGGGGAGAGAGGCCUACCUGGUCCAGCAGGAAUUCAGGGUGAAACUGGAAUUGGGAUUCCUGGACCAAAGGGUGAGAUGGGUCUUCAGGGCAGGAUGGGACCUCCCGGACCUCCUGGGCUUGGUGAACCUGGCCUUCCAGGACCUCAGGGGGCACAGGGCGUACAGGGGGAAAGAGGGCUUGCAGGAGAGGGCUUUCCUGGACCAAAGGGAGAGAGAGGCCCUGAGGGGCCAAGAGGAACAAGGGGCCCAAUAGGACUUGGCAUCAAAGGAGACAAGGGUGAUUUUGGACCUCCUGGUUUACCUGGACCAAUCGGGCUUCCUGGACUCGGCAUACAGGGCGAAAAGGGAGUGGAGGGGCCACGUGGGCCCCCUGGGAUCAGGGGUCUGCAAGGUGAAGGGUACCCAGGACCAAAGGGUGAUCAAGGGUUACCCGGAGAGUCUGGAGUGCCAGGAGAGAGAGGAGCAGGAGAACCAGGGGCGAAGGGUGAACCAGGAUCUCCUGGGUUGUCAGGGUUGCCAGGUUUACCUGGAGAAGAUGGCGCUCCAGGGCAAAAGGGGGAAGCUGGUGUUCAAGGCUUGAGAGGAUCAGACGGAGCACCUGGUGUUGGUACACAGGGUGAAAAAGGAGACCAAGGCCAGAGAGGAAUCCGUGGCUUAGCUGGACCUCCAGGAAUUGCUGGACCAUCAGGAUCAAAGGGUGAGCCAGGAGUGCCAGGGCGGCUGGGCUUACCGGGGCAACCGGGACGUUCACUACCAGGAAUAAAGGGUGACAUGGGUCCAGCAGGCCCUCCUGGCCCAGAGGGGGAAACAGGCUACGGACUACCUGGACCAAAGGGAGAUCGUGGAGACCCAGGUCCUGCUGGUCCAUUUGGGCCAAAAGGAGACGGCUAUCCUGGUCCAGCUGGUCCUCCUGGACUUCCUGGGCUUCCCGGAGAGCCUGGUCCAGAAGGUUUGGGUAUCCAAGGACCAAAGGGUGAUAUUGGGUUCAGGGGGUUGCCAGGGCCAGCAGGACCUCCAGGUGAAGGGCUACAAGGACCACAGGGUAACACAGGAAGACCAGGACCUCCAGGUGCCCCAGGACUACCAGGACAGGGAGUACAAGGACCAAAGGGUGAGCACGGAUCACAGGGCAUGGCUGGACCUAGGGGACAACCAGGAGAAGGCUUCCCAGGGCCAAAGGGUGAUCGUGGUGCUUCAGGGGAAAGAGGUAUGAAGGGGGCCAAAGGUGACCUGGGUGAUGCUGGUAAUCCAGGCCAACCAGGCAGACAGGGAACAAAAGGAGAAUCAGGACUGACGAGAGAGGACAUCAUCCGAAUGAUAAAAGAGAUCUGUGGCUGUGGAAUCAAAUGUAAAGAGCGUCCCAUGGAGCUUGUGUUUGUGAUCGACAGCUCGGAAAGUGUUGGCCCGGAGAAUUUUGAGAUUAUAAAGGAUUUUGUGACGGCGCUGGUGGACAGGGUGACGGUGGGCCGCAAUGCCACACGGAUUGGACUCGUGCUCUACAGCCUGGAGGCCAGAGUGGAGUUUAACCUGGCCCGGUACACGAACAAACAGGACGUCAAACAGGCCGUUCGGAAAAUGUCUUAUAUGGGUGAAGGUACAUACACAGGCACUGCCAUCCGAAAGGCUACACAGGAAGCUUUCUACAGUGCCCGGUCAGGGGUCAGCAAGGUGGUCAUAGUUAUUACAGACGGACAGACGGAUAAACGGGAUCCGGUGGUGCUGGAAAUUGCAGUGAGAGAAGCCCAUGCAGCCAACAUUGAGAUGUACGCUUUGGGAAUUGUUAACACCAGUGAUCCAACACAAGCAGAGUUCCUCAAAGAGCUGAAUCUUAUUGCCUCUCAGCCGGACAGUGAGCACACGUACCUGAUAGAUGACUUCAACACCCUGCCAGCUUUGGAAUCUAAACUGGUCAGUCAGUUCUGUGAGGACGAGAACGGAGCUUUGAUCUUUAACCGCAUUAAUGGUAAUGGAUACGGUAACGGUAACGGCAAUUACCCAAAUGGAUUUGGUUACAAUGGCAACCGUAUUAACGGUGCACACACUUAUGGACUCAUAAACAGUGGAACUCAGACUGGAACACACAGUGGAACUCAUACUGGAGUACAUAGUGGAACUCAUACUGGAACACACAGUGGAACUCAUACUGGGACACACAGUGGAACUCAUACUGGGACACAAAGUGGAACUCAUACUGGAACACAAAGUGGAACUCAUACUGGAACACACACAGGAACUUAUACACACUCAACACAUACUGGCAGGGGAGACAGUCUGCCUGCGCCAGUCACUCCAGACGUCACCCGAGGGCCAGACACCACACACACAUACACACGCACCACUCCAGAGCGCAGUGGCAGUGUAGAGAUCCUACCAGACAACAGAACAUCUUCACACAGCAGACCAUCUUCAGCAGGAUCCACAUCAUCAUCAUCCUCAUCAUCAUCUUCAUCAUCAUCAUCAUCAUCAACUGUGAUAACAUCCUCUGGUUCAGUGCAGUACAUCCCUGCCCCUCGACCACCUCUACCAAAAGAAAUCGUACCCCUGGACCCUCGCUGUGAGCUGACCCUAGACCAGGGUCCAUGCCGUGAAUAUAAUAUCCGCUGGUAUUACGACAAGCAGGCCAACGCCUGCGCCCAGUUCUGGUACGGAGGCUGUGAUGGAAACCGGAACCGCUUUGAUACAGAGGAAGAGUGUAAAAAGACCUGUGUGGUCUCACAAGCAGGAGGAUGAUGAACACAGAAGAUCUUUGUGAUAGAAGAUUGACUGUUGUUGGAUUAGUAUCUGUAAUACCUCAACGAUCGAGCUCACUGAGAAAUGUGCACAUAAUUGCUGAAAUACUGUAUGUUGAGUAUUUCAUUGUACUGCAUCAGUGACUUGCUGUGUAAAUACUUAAUUUUCUUUAUUAGCCAAUUUCAAUUCAAGUAUAUUUUAGCUCCAGUUGUAUUUGUUUUCCUGUUCCUAUUCAUUUCUAGUCCUUUUUUAGUGAUGUAUUCCACAACCCACUUGAAACAGUGAGACAGUGAAUGUCAGAAGAGUUAUUAAAAACCUGCUUCUUAUUUGGGAAUUGUUUAAUUUAUGGGGACAAUGGUGUCCUUCAUUGUCUUUAUAAUUGUGUCCUAAUAGAAAGCAGCAAAAGCCUAAUUUAAGAGCACAGAGUCAAGUGAAGGGUUCAUCCUCACAUAUUCAAUCCGCCCAGAUCUCAGAUGCUAUGGAUUGACUUGAAGAGAGAUGUACUUCUAAAGCAUCCAAGGGAUAUGAGAGAGCUAAAGCAGUUCUGCAGGAAUAAUGGGCAAAAAUUUAACGAAGUGCAGAUCUGAUCCACAGCUACAGAAAGUGCCUGGUUGAGGUUAUUCCUGCAAUUUUUCCACCACCACUUUUAGUGUUGAAUGAGUCAUCAAAGACCUGCAACAUCAUAUAUAUAUAUAUAUAUAUAUAUAUAUAUAUAUAUAUAUAUAUAUAUAUAUAUAUAUAUAUAUAUAUAUAUAUAUUAUUUUAUUUUAGCACAUUAUAUCUGUCAAUAUCCUUAACUUGAAUGAUCAGUCCACAUUUUAUGAAAAAUGUAUGCAUAAACACAUGAAACUGCAAAGGAUUCACAUACAUAUUUUACUUUCCACUGUAUAUGGUUGGAUAUCCCCCCAAUCUGCUUAUUUUCAGAGCUUGAGCCCUCCCCGCACCAACCCUCUGACUCUUUAAUGCAGUUAAAUUAGUUUUACACAUCAGAAACAUCAUAUUUCCAUAUUAUGUCCUCAUUUGGAGAUACUGCUGUAUGCAAUAUUAGACUUAACUUUUGUACUGAUCCAACCCUACAGUGCCUCUGUGUUUAGAACCAGGCCACUGACGAAGGGCUAAAGGACUAGUGCAAUCCAUCAACAGAUAGGUUUGCUACAGUCUCUAAAUGUACAUCAGGAUAUAAACUGAACACUGAUUGUUUGACGGGUGCAUUAUGUAUUUAAGGCCAUUACCUGAUUUGUUGUGAACAGUUGCUAUUGUAUAAUGAACACUGUCAAUACUGCAAUUUUAUGUUUUUGAUGUUAGGACAUCCUUUGAUAUUUCUUUAUAGGUUUUGUAUCAUUUUGUGUGUUGUAAUCCAAGUUUAAUAUAGCAUACUUUUUUAUAAAAUAAAAAAUGUUACUGAAAAA